Messenger RNA from Mugil cephalus (flathead mullet), 5617 nucleotides. RefSeq names its product URB2 ribosome biogenesis homolog (gene urb2). Lineage: Eukaryota; Metazoa; Chordata; Actinopteri; Mugiliformes; Mugilidae. The record is from RefSeq and is a predicted model, not a curated record. The transcript has 12 exons. Bases 179 to 5188 code for a protein of 1669 amino acids. Gene Ontology annotation, biological process: ribosome biogenesis. Gene Ontology annotation, cellular component: nucleolus.
AAGUGGUGGCUAAAAUGUAAUAGUAACCCUGGCCGAUGUGUUACAUCCAACCUUGAUUGCUUCGGUCUGGCCGGCAGGGUGAAGGGUCAGAGUUCAUCUGCAUCUGAAAACAGGAGACACGUGCGGAUUCAAAAAGUAGGUCUUGCAUCAGUAGCAUCAGUAGCCAUCAGCUGCAGCGAUGGCUGCCAUAUACUCAGGUAUCCAUCUAAAGCUGAAGAGUCCUCAGACUCCAUGGGAGGACAAGCUGAAGUUGGCGCGUUUUGCCUGGAUCUCCUCUCAGUGCCUGUUACCUAACAAAGAACAGGUGCUGUUGGACUGGUGCGCCCAUGCACUCACAGUCUGGUACAAUAAAAAGGUGGAGUUUUCCCAGGAGGUUUUGGAAGGCCUGUGGUGCUACCUCGACGAUGUUCUUCACAGCAAGAAGCUCCUGUCUCUUCUCAAACAGGGAAAGACCAUCAGUCUAAGAAUAAACAUGGCACAGCUGCUGCUUGACCGUCUGCAGGAGUGUGCACAGGUUGACUCCAAGUCGCCGGUGUGUUUGUCCACCAUACUGAGUGUGUGUCGGGGUAUCCUGUCUUCUCCUACACUCUCAUCUGUUUUUACCACCAAGUAUGAACUCAUGGUUGACCUGCUCGCCAAAUUCUGCUUGUUGGCCUGCCGUGAGCUACAGCAGCCAUUUCUCACAAAAUACCAAACGGUAGAGUCUGACUCAAGUCCAGAUGAACUGAUUACUGAACCUGUAACAGAGUUGGACACUUCCCAAAAUGAGCCACUGACUGCCAGUCUACCAGAUCAGACUGAUUUGGAUGCUGAUAAAUCCCCUUCUAAGCAAAAGGGAAACCUGCGUUUGGCUAAUUUAUUUGAGGUGUUGCUUCAAGUGAUGUCAAGCUAUUUGUCAGUUCAGCGACAACAAGGCAACCCUAACAGAGUCUUUACUAUGGUCACCAACCAGCUGAUCCAGCCUCUAGUGCUGCUUCGACACCUGCUGACCUCUGGGGAAUUUGCAGCUUCUCACACAAAGUUGCAUCUCCGUCAGCAGCUGUGCAGAGACAUCCGCAUCAAGAUAGACUCCAUUGUUCAGUUAGGUCUCUUCCCCUCCGAGCAACUGACCUUAUACAAGGAGGAGCUCCUGCCAUCAAAAGAGGAUUCUGGGAAACGUAGUUCUGAAGGGGCAAAAGGGCCAUUGAAGCCAGUCAGUGCUGUUCUUUGCAAACUGAGUGCCCAGGGCUACUGUGAGCCGUCGCUACACUACUCUGUGAAGUCCAACACGCUGCCCCUGCUGUUCAAGUUUUUUCUGGAAAGAUACGGCAAGUUGAAGGGAGAAGUUGAGGAGGAGCAGAGGAUGCUGUGUUUCUAUUUUCUCAUCAGAUUGGUCCCAGCUUUAGAUCUUCAUCUUGAUGGAUGCUCAGGUUCACCUGCUUCCUCCGGGCAGAAGUCUCCUCUCCUCUCCUCCUCUUCCCCAGAGAGCUGGAGCCUGGCUCUGCUGGCUGUGGAGUCCCUGCUAAGCCAGGCGAUGUCAGCUGAUAUAUACAAUGUUGCUGCAGACAGAAUACGACAUGGAGAGGUCCAGCUCAAUUUUUACAGAGCCUUGGGACAAAUGCUCUUCAAUGAGGCCCAACCAAGCAUACCAUCAUGGUACCGCUGUUUAAAGGUACUUUUGAGUCUCAAUCAUCUGAUUCUUGAGCCAGACCUGGACCAGCUGUUAUCUUCAGCUUGGGUUAAUGCUGAAUGCAUGGAUGCACGAGUACAACGGGCCAGACAGCUCAUGGUGUGUAGUCUACUCCAGACCUACACUAAGCUCCGUCAACUGCCUCAUCUGUUCUCUAAGCUCCUGUCUGUGAUCUGUGAGCCAGCUUUGGACGACCUCCGACCUCCGUUGCUGCCUGAAGGCAUUUCCAACUCUCUCAGGACUUCCCUUCUUGACACACCCCCAUCCCAGAGCAUAACAAUAUGCUCAUUAGUGUUGGAGAGCAUCAGGAGUUGUGUACUACCUGAUCUGGUGAAAGAGGGAAACGAGGCAGAGAAGAUGGAGAUUGGCGACGGCCAGACGGACCAAGAGAGAGAAGAUGCAUCUCUGAAACUCUUCUCCCUCAUUCAGCUGCUUCAUACUGUUUUGUUUAGUCUCAAGACUCUAGACAAUGCCUCUCCUGUUCCUUUAGUCAAGCAGAGUCAAGACCUAAUGAAGGAGAUCCAGCAGUUAAUUAAGGAGUUACUCCAUGUCUUGCCAACAGAGAAGAAACCUGUUGAAGGAAAUACAAGGCAGCUUCAGAAGACCACAAAGAAAGGCAAAAAGAAUCUUGAACGCAAAGGAUCAGCAAAAGUUUCAGGGUCUGAAACAGGAGCAUUGUGGCAACAGAAGACUCAAGAGGCCGCUCUCCUGCUCAAAUACACCUGGAUGGAAGUAGACACACUGUUCUCUAUACACUGCAGCAAAUACUCAUCUCUUGACCCAACCCAGACAUCAGUAUUAAGUGACACAGAGGAACGAUUUUCUUCCAGUUCUCCACAAAUAACCAACAUAGAGAAUCUUCUGUCUGGUGAGAUUUUACCAGCACGUCUCCAUGCAUCCCCCUCCCACAGCCCCAUGAGCUGUUUGCUGCUCAAGAUCCUAACUUUACAACAGAUGAAGAAGAUUUUGUCUAAUAGUCUCUUACAGUGUGAGUCCAGCACUGCUGCAAUACUAAACAGGGCCGCCCAGUUUAUCGUGGCAAAAUCUGAGCUUGAGAUGAUGCCGGAUGGAGAGGAAGCCUGGGACAGGCAGAUAAGCAGCCUAAAUACCAGCAACUACUUUGUAGCACACUGGUAUCUUGUCACGUCCAAUCUGCCUUUGAUUGUUCCCCACCUGAGUGGAGAGGACCUGGGCUGUAUUGCAAAUGCGCUUAUGAGCUCAUUGCUCCUCAGUCAGACAGACAGAUCCAGAGACCAGCUGCCUGGCUGUCUGACUGUCUCCCUCAUAUCUUCACAGCUUCUCCAAAGCAAAGUUUUUGCUGAGAUGCCUUCACUCUUCUCUGCUUCGGUUUGGUCCCUCACACAAAGAAUCAUCGGUGUGCUCAAAGCCGCACAUGCACCCAAGGUUUGUCCUACGCUCCUGACAUUUCAGAAGAAAGAAACCGGAGCGCUGUCUUCAGGGGGAGGUGCCGGUCAGGUGAAUAAAGAGACCAUUGUUGAGGAUAUUUUGUCCUCUACAAAAACUGGAGAGAUUCCUGUGAUGCUGACUGAGACACAGACCAAGGAGCUGGUAAACCUUGUCCAAAUCUUAACAAACCUAAAUCCAGAUGGGAUGAGCUCUGAUGAUCUCUCCUCCAUUUUCCUUCUCCUAUUUUUUGUGCUCACCUCCACCUCCAGUCAACCAGACCAGAUGGCUGUGGACCCUCCUAAAUCCGGAGGUGAUGCCCUAUUCAAAGGGAAGCUGCUCAGAGUUUUGUCUAAUCUCUCGGAGGGUCGACAUUUCCAGAGUGUUUUGAAGCUCAUCCACGGUGGUAGUCUGCUACAGGCUGCUGUGUCAUCUCUACUCUGGUUUUGCAGAAGUGCAAGAUUUCAAGCUUCUUGCUGUCCCGAUUGGUUGGAUCUAAUUAAAGCAACGCAGGGUUUCAUAAAGUCCUUGGUACAAUUGAUUAUCAACAGAAACAGCAGCGUUCGACUCAACCUUGAUCAGUUCGCUUCCUAUCUCACCAGUAAGCAAAUUGUGGUUUCCAGUUCAGGAGCAUCCAUGUUAUCUGUCCAUCUUCUGCUGGCGUCUCUGACUUCUUUCUCCCAGGCAAUGACCUCAAACUUGGGAAAAAGUCAACAAAUGGAUCAAACUUUGACCCAAAUGUUAACAAGAACCACCGCUUCACUGGGGCCAGCCGUUGAGUCCGUCCUAAAGCCCCAGACUGUCGAUCAAGCAGUCAUCCAGCCAGCCAGCAUCCUCGGCCAAGCGUUUGUAGUGGAAGUGGUUACGGCCAUGCUGCGCUGUGAACUGUCCUCACUGUCAGUGGAGGAUGAGAACAAACAAACAAACAAACUCGUCCUGACUUAUAUGAGUCUAUAUCAGAGCUUCUGCCAGCAGAUACUCAAAGAAAUAAACUCUGCUCCCAGACCCACGGACUUCCUGGUUUCCUCUCUCCAGUUCCUGUCUGCUUUUUACAAAGCAAUGGAGACAAUAGGAGCCGAGAGGGAGCAGGAAGGAGAGGUGAAGAGGGAUGGAAAGGACCUAGAUGAGCUGUACAUUCAGCUACUGCGUAAUGUGCACAUGCUGUUGACAGCUCCUUGGCUGUCCUCAACUGAUCUUAGUGAGCUGGAGCCCAUUGUGCAGGAGCUGUUGCGCCACCUAGUGGAGAAAAGCACGACAAGUCAGUUCAACCUGCUGCUGAUGAUGAUCAGAGACGGUCUGGAUGUCAGCAAGCUGAGGGCAGGAAACUACAGGGAGGUGCUAUCUACAGUUGUCAUCAUUAAGCUGCUCUCCUGUUGUCAGUUACCAGAGACCUGCUCUAAAGCUCUGUGGCUCAUUGCACCACAGAUUAUAUCUGCUAUGGUGUUCUUAGUGAGAUCUUCCAGUCAGGACGUCUCUCUCACCCUGCCCUUUACCGUUCCCACGGUGACCUCACUAACAUCGCUGCUGCAUCAGGGCGAGGGGCUCAUCACCAACCCCCACCAUGUGGUUCUGGUGCUUGGGGCGCUCCAGUCGGUGCCCCUCGACCACAUGACCCCUCUCGUCUACCAGUCAGCGUUCCUGGCUGUUCACGAGGCGCUGUUCGCCAUCAUCAUGUGUCACCCUCAGGUGAUGCUGAAGGCAGCUCCGACAUUCCUGAAUGUCUUCUACCGUCUGGUGGCAUCGAUCAUGCAGGAGGGUCGGCAGAAAGGAGACAGUGACACAGGUGCUGGCAGUGAUGUGUACUUGCAGUGCUCCAGGCUGGUUGAGAGGAUGUACUCCCACAUUGCCGCUACACCUGAGAGCUUCAGCACGCUGUCAGCAUUCAUGGUGGCUCAAUAUGUCACGGAGCUGCAGAAGGUUACUCUGCAACCAGAUGUGAAGCUGCAUCUGACUGAGGGCAUCUAUUCGAUACUGGACCUGUGCAUGGAGCAGGAUAUCAAGUUUCUGGGCGCCGGGCUGCAGAUGGGAGUCAGAGAGGUGUUCAACGAGCUGUACAGCAGCUACACCCACUACCACAAAGCACAGAGGCAAGGGGAGGACAAGUACACUGUUUGAACUGGCGAAACAAACACCGGCCACCUUUGGUUUAGGUUUCAGAUUAAUUCUCUGAAAUAACAUCUUUCUGGAUACAUAUUUAUAUGUAUUUUCUGCUUUUGAAUGAGGAAGUGAGGAAUAACAGCUUGUGGACGCCAUAUGAUGUACGCAUAUGGUGUAAACACAGUGGUCACUGUGAGCUCGCUGUAGAUUAACUUACGCACAGUUUUUUUUUUUAAUGAAGACAACAUAGUAUUGAUUUGAAUUCAUCUGAGACCGUUCCCCAGUGGCACAGAGACCAGUCACAUUGUGAUGGAGUCAGCACAGGAAGUUUUCAACCGAACUGUCUCUCAUUGAAAAUAUGAUUAUCAUAAUGUGUAAAAUGAUAUGAAUGUGUGUAAAUUGUACUUAAUAUCAUUGUUAUUGAUUUCAAUACAGUUUCAUUUUCAA